CAGUUUAUGAAUAACUGAUAGGUUGAGAAUUGUUCACUCAAACUACGUGGCAAAUCGUAGAUACACUGGCAAAAGUCAGGGUGAGUUCAUGAGCAGGAAAGAAGGGCUACAUUUGCAACAGCCAUUAUUUGCAAUUAAUAAUUCCACCAUCCAUCCUCCAAAUGAACACAACUAAAUAAAUAUGGCAUGCACCUUUCCUGUCAAUUACCAAGUCCAAAUGAUCAUCCGUGGAUGGACCGUUCGGCUUGCUCUACUUUUCCUUAAAUGAAGUACAGGCAGUAGGCAUCAUCUGUCUUUAAAAUGUUCUCUGCUGUGCAGUCUAGUAAGUAACCAGCGCUCUAGGCAAUGAGUAUUUAAUCAGUAGGACCCAAGUGUGCUCUGUGUGCCAAAUACUUUUAUUUGCCGUGACUAGCAUAUAGUUCAUUUUUAAGCAAGGAACUAAAUUGCCUUCCCAGGGCUGACUUUUCAGGGCAUCAGUCUCUGGAUGGCAACACUCCUGCCUGGUUGUAGCUACAAGUGUUCUCUCUCCUGACAAGCUCAGGCACUCUGAAAGAUAGCUACGGCACUAUCCCUUCUGCAAGGCUUUGUUGCUCUGUGGGACAGGAGUAUCCUUGUCCCGGAAUAACUGGCCGGCCCUAGGAAACCCAACUGGCUGCUUCUCCUCUCCUGCAGUCACCUACCCAUAAGUCUGUAAGAACAGCCAGGGGGGACGGACAGUAACAGUGUAUGUAAUAACGUGUCAGGAAGGGAAAUGGUGCGUUCCUUUGUGAAGCCGCAGAUUGCAUUCUACGUGGGGCCCAGAAGAAUGGGGAUGCUAUCCCUGUACGUUACAGGCCUGCAAGCCAUUAAAGUCAGAGGGAAAACUCCUGAGGCAUCAAUGGGAGAAGGACAGAGCUGACUUUCCGGAAAUCUUGAAAUCCUUCAGAUGGAAUAUGCAGUAUAAAUAGAAGGGAAUAUUAAGCUCUGCACAGUGAUUAUAAGUAGAGUGUGUGUUAAUUACACAGAGUUAGGAGAGCCCUGCCCUUAAGAGGAGUGUCUGAAUGGAGAGAGGGGUGGAGUUCCCACAGCAAUCCCAUUCAUAGGUAAGGGAGGAAUCAGGUUAGAGACAGGAGAAACCAGAACAUGUGAUGAAUCAGAUAAGGGGCUCAAAUAUUAGUCUCUCCCAAUUGCAUUCACUCAGCUUAUAAGACAAAGGAUGAUUUUUCUAAGGGCUAGCCCUGAAACAGAGCCUGGACUCUGAAAAGCCGACACUGUUCUUGCUGCUGCUUACAUUUUUGGCAGGGAUAAAGAUUCUGCAGUCCAACCCUCGCUGUUUGUUCUGUGGUUGAUGCAUGAGCCUGCUGAGAAUCUAGCUGACCCUCCGAUAGCUGCAGCUGCUGCUCAGGGAUAACAAGGCAAGCAUCUGUGUCUCAUUAAAAUCAGCAGAAGUGACUCAGCUGGGUAGAGCAACUCACCCCUGUGCAGAGCCAGUGCAAAAACCCAGCACUUGUAAGGGGCAGAUCUGCUGAGCAUGAAGAUGCCGCUUUUAUGAGUACACUGUUUGUACGUAAACUCCAUGGAUUUAUUAUUUAAGGCCAGAAGGGACAAUCUAAACAGCCCAGGCCAUUAAACUGCAGUCAGUUACCCCUGUGCUGAGCCUAAUAACCUGUGUUUGGCUCUAGCAUAUCUCCUAGAAAGGCAUCCAGGCUUGACUUGAAGACAGCAAGAAAUGGAGUAACCUUUUCAGUAGCGCUCACCCAGGCGCUUGCUCGGAGAGGCCCAGCUGUGAGAUGACUGCCAUGGAGAGAUCUGGGAAUGUGGAGGUUUCACAAAGGCUGAAGAAAAAUGGAGCCUGAAAAACACACAAGCUCUUUCCUCUAGUGGUGCAGUCAUGAUGGAUGAAGAUGAUGGACUGAGUGAGAGAGGUCUCAGCAACUCUAGGAAGAGAUAUGAUGAUGAAGAAGACUACCAUUCCAUUUACAUCGGGGUGCCAAAGCCACGGGGCUACAGGAGGAAAAGGCGCAGGCGGAGAUCCACCUCCAGCCGGGAUAAAACCAGCGAGAACGAAAGGCUCUAUGAGCGCCAGGACCAAUCCGAUACCGAUGAAGGAGGGCAGGCAAGCUACGACAAUGGGAACGACAACGCCAGCAGGACGAUGUCUCCAGCUGCUGAACGCCUUCGUUACAUUCUGGGUGAAGACGAUGACCCUCCAAACCCCACCCUGUUCACUGAGAUGGACACACUGCAGCACGACGGGGAAGAAAUGGAGUGGAAAGAAUCUGCCAGGUGGAUAAAGUUCGAAGAAAAGGUGGAAGAAGGAGGGGAGAGAUGGAGCAAACCUCAUGUGUCAACGUUAUCUUUGCACAGCCUGUUUGAACUACGCACGUGUCUACAGACAGGGACGGUGCUACUAGACUUAGACGGCUACUCCCUACCACAGAUCAUCGAUGAUGUUAUUGAAAAGCAGAUAGAGGAUGGUUUGCUCAGGCCGGAGCUGAGAGAGAAAAUCAGUUACGUGCUCCUGAGGAAACAUCGCCACCAGACCAAGAAGCCGAUCCACCGAUCCUUGGCAGACAUUGGCAAAUCGGUCUCAUCCACCACAAAUCGCAGUCCUGUCCGGAGCCCAGCAGCAGGGGCCAGCUUCCACCGCUCCACCGAAGAUCUUAGAAUGAGACAGAACGCAAAUUAUGGACGUUUACGCCAUGCACAAAGCAGAAGCAUGAAUGACAUAACAGAUACUCCAAGCACAGAUCAGGUACUAAAAAAUAAAUUCAUAAAGAAGAUCCCCAAAGACGCGGAAGCCUCCAAUGUCUUGGUGGGAGAGGUGGACUUCCUGGAUAAGCCAUUUGUGGCAUUCGUGAGGCUCAUACAGUCCACCAUGCUGGGCGGGGUGACGGAAGUUCCCGUCCCCACUAGGUUCAUUUUUAUUCUCCUGGGUCCUUCAGGAAAGGCAAAAUCCUACAAUGAAAUCGGCCGAGCUAUCGCUACCCUCAUGGUCGAUGAUCUUUUCAGUGAUGUGGCCUACAAGGCCAGGGACCGAGAUGACCUGAUUGCAGGAAUAGAUGAGUUUCUGGAUGAAGUCAUUGUCCUCCCACCAGGGGAGUGGGAUCCAAACAUUAGAAUAGAGCCACCCAAAAAAGUACCUUCUGCUGAGAAGAGGAAAUCCGUGUUCUCGCUGAACGAAGCAGGGCAGAUGAACGGCACCGCAGGAGGAGCGGCAGGAGGGGGCGGCGGUGGUGGAGGGGGCGGCAGCGAGGAUGGAGAAAUGCCAGCAGUGCAUGAAGCUGGAGAAGAGCUUGUCUGGACAGGCAGGUUUUGCGGCGGCCUGUAUUUGGAUAUCAAGAGGAAACUGCCCUGGUUCCCCAGUGAUUUCUACGAAGGCUUUCAUAUCCAGUCUAUCUCCGCCAUCCUCUUCAUUUACCUGGGCUGCAUCACAAAUGCCAUAACAUUUGGGGGGCUGCUUGGUGAUGCUACAGACAACUACCAGGGGGUCAUGGAGAGCUUCCUCGGCACGGCGAUGGCCGGCUCCCUGUUCUGCUUCUUUGCCGGGCAGCCGCUCAUUAUCCUGAGCAGCACAGGGCCCAUCCUCAUCUUCGAAAAGCUACUCUUCGACUUCAGCAAAGGCAACAGCAUAGACUACAUGGAGUUCCGCCUGUGGAUCGGCUUACAUUCUGCCCUGCAGUGCCUUAUCCUGGUGGCUACAGACGCCAGCUUCAUUAUAAAGUACAUCACGCGCUUCACUGAGGAGGGGUUCUCCACCCUCAUCAGCUUUAUAUUCAUCUAUGAUGCUAUCAAGAAGAUGAUCGGAGCCUUUAAGUAUUACCCUAUCAAUGCAGACUUCAAACCAGACUACGUGACCAUGUACAAAUGCGAGUGCAUUGCUCCUGACCCAGUGAAUACAACAUUGUUCAAUGCUUCAGCUCCGCUGGCACCAAACAACACUAACAUUUCUGUGUACAAUGCUAUUAACGUAACAGCUCUGGACUGGACCCAGCUGAGUAAGAAGGAAUGUCUAAAGUAUGGCGGAAGCCUAGUAGGGAAAUCCUGUAAAUUUGUUCCUGACUUAGCCCUCAUGUCCUUCAUCCUCUUCUUUGGGACUUAUUCCAUGACUGUAACGCUGAAGAAAUUUAAGUUCAGUCGCUACUUUCCUACAAAGGUCAGGGCCUUCAUUGCUGAUUUUUCCAUUGUCUUCUCCAUUCUGCUGUUCUGUGGAAUAGAUGCCUGGUUUGGCCUGGACACUCCAAAGCUGCAUGUUCCCAGUAUAAUUAAGCUACGCAAACUUAUUAGUGACUUCUCUAUCUUCAUGUCCAUACUAAUGUUCGUUGGUCUCGAUGUAUUGUUUGGACUGAAUACUCCUAAACUGCAAGUGCCUACCGAUUUUAAGCCCACUCGCUUAGAUCGAGGAUGGUUUGUGUUCCCGUUCGGUAAGAAUCCAUGGUGGAUCUACUUGGCCAGCGCCCUUCCAGCUCUGCUGGUUACCAUCUUGAUCUUCAUGGACCAGCAAAUCACAGCCGUCAUAGUCAAUAGGAAGGAGCACAAACUGAGGAAACCUGCUCUGUUGCAGAAAGCGGCAGGCUAUCACCUGGACUUGUUCUGGGUGGGGGUCCUGAUGGCCGUGUGCUCGUUCAUGGGGCUGCCUUGGUAUGUGGCGGCCACGGUCAUUUCCAUAGCCCACAUCGACAGCUUAAAGAUGGAGACGGAGACCAGCGCGCCAGGGGAGCAGCCCCAGUUCCUGGGAGUGAGGGAGCAGAGAGUCACCGGAAUCAUUGUCUUUGUCCUGACUGGGAUAUCGGUCUUCCUGGCUCCAAUUCUGAAGUAUAUUCCAAUGCCGGUGUUGUAUGGUGUCUUUCUCUACAUGGGAGUUGCCUCUCUGAAUGGCAUUCAGUUCUGGGACCGCUGCAAGCUCUUCCUGAUGCCAGCCAAGCACCAGCCUGACUAUGCCUUCCUUCGCCACGUGCCGCUGCGCCGGAUCCACCUCUUCACCCUGGUGCAGAUCGUCUGCCUAGCCAUCCUCUGGAUCCUGAAGUCCACUGUGGCGGCUAUCAUCUUCCCUGUGAUGAUUUUAGCCUUAAUCUUAGUGAGGAAAAUGCUGGAUUUCGUCUUUUCCCAACACGACCUGGCCUGGAUUGAUAACAUCAUCCCCGAGAGGGAGAAAAAGAAGGAAGACGACAAGAAGAAGAAGAAGAAAGGCAACAAAGGGGAAGAGGAGAGUGAGGAUGAGGAAAGAGGUCCUCCAGCUGGAGCUUUGCGUUCUGAUUCCUCUCCUAACGGUUCAGACUUGGAUCGCAGUAUUACGCUUCACCUGAAGAUUUCCUGCCCAUCAUCUCCUGCGUUUAACUACUCCCGAAACCCUCUCUGCGCCGUGCCCCAGGUGAAGAUAGAGAUGGAGUCGGACUAUGAAGACAGUGAUACAGAAAAGCACCCUCGGGACAUGGGCAGCGAGACCACACUGUAGUCCCACACUGCCCUUCCUUUGUGAUGAUAUAUAAAUAAGAAAAUUGGGCAUAUUUUUUUAUGUGACAGACUGAGGAGAUCAUUGGUCCGCAGGACUCAUUUCUCCAUUAGCUUUUAGCAUAAUAAAUUAGAACUGCUGUGGAAUUCCACCCCGUUCAGUUGGGCCAAGAAACCACCGCCAGCUGCAGAGCAAUGCAAGAAAUGUGGAAAUGGUACUUUAGGACUCUGGUCCCUGCAGUAAUAAGGGACCUUAGGCCCCAGGCGGUUGUUGCUAUUUCAAUGAAGACUCUGAAGAUAGCAGGGCCACCUUCCUUCAGCAUCUGGACCCUGACAUCACCAGCUGUGGAGAGUCAUGCCCUUUCCGGUGCAAGCUUCAACUCCACCAUUCUCAUGUAGUCUGUGCCCCUAUUAGCGUUAGUUGGCCCAGGAGGAAUUCACAGAUAAGAUGAGCACCACCUACCCAAUGCUUGAGCAGUAAUCUGUGACGUUCCGGGGGGGGGCUGCAUUUCAGGACUGUAAACUGCAGUUCACUGCAUGUUUUAUACACCCUAUGCAGCAAACAAUGCACAAAGUAUACAAAACAGGGCUAAGAAAAAUUCCCCUUUUGGGAAGUUAUGGAAUGUUUAGAAUCGAGCUUAGAAGUGGAAAACUUCCCUGGCUGCUGCUUAAAAAUACAGCCCUUUAAAUCAGCUUCUGUCUUGCAGGGAGGGAGGGGGUGUUUUCUAUAGGAACUCUGUUACCCAGUGGCAUUCACUCUCUGGGGCCAACAGCAAUUUUAAGGGGUUAGGCUUGCAAAAAAAGCUAAACUCAGUCAUUUCCCACACUCAUACUAAUGCACGCCCUCCCCCCCCUCCAAGUUAUAAUUAUAGUGUUCUAAGGAGACUUUGUAACUAUUUUUAAUGGAGAAUCUUGUAUAAGAGGCUGACACCCACAAGCCAGUCAUUGUCCAGGCCAGUCAGACUGAAAUAAUGGUUCAUUGUAACCCACCCACAACCAUCAAAGCUGGCCCCACCCAUGUCAGCUGAUGAAAGUCCCACAGGUAACCAUUACAGGGGCAAUGGCAAUGACCUUCCAGCUUUUACCUUGCAGCAUGUUCUACUCCAGCACAGAUCUUCCUCAAAAGGACCAUCCAUACUCUUGCUCAACCCAGCCACACACAAAUAACUGUCUGGAAGGUAAGAAGCACUUAUGAGCUGUGAAAUGUUUGGUUAAUCUCAGGGUUAGAGAUGGAAGAGCCCUAACUGAUCUAAUCAAUUCCCUUCCCUUCCAGCAAACAGGAGUGGAGAAAUCCACAGCCUGCGAUAUUUUUAUGGUAGAUGCCAGAGGCAGCUAGACAAUAGAACUUCCUGCACUGAAAGCACCAGCUCCUGCCACGUGAGCUAGAGGGAUUCUCUGUUAGAAUAAGUCCUAUGACAAUUGAGUAGCAACAGCAGUCCUGCUGGAAAGUGACUUACAUGCCCUUGUCAGUUAACCUUAAUUCCUCAUUUAAAAAAUGGUUAGAAUGAAUGUUGGAUUGCUGGCCUUAUCCAUCCCCUGUGCUACUGGGAAAGAGGUAGGGAUUACAGACAGCUGAGUUAACCGUGGGAUGAAACCAAAGGACUUGUGUUGAAUUGGAAUUUCAUCCAUAACUUGGGUGAAAGGAAACUAUCUGCUACUUAGCCUCAACAUAAGUGAUCAGUAGAUUGGUGACAGCAUCUUAGAUAACCAUCCUCAAAUUGUGUCUAGAAGGGGCAGUGAUAUACAUAAGUGUAUUUGUGCCAGUUUUAAUUAACAGUUUGGUUGAUACACUUCCCAGUUUACUGGGCUCAAAAGUUUUCUGCAACUCCACACCAGUCUCAUUCUUGGUUAAGUCAGUGACUUGAAACAUGUUUCCUUUUUCUUAGUUCAGAUUAUAAGGUGCAGCAGUCCCUUGCGUACUGGUCACAGAUAAGAAUUUGUUUUUAAGAGACUGUUCUACUUUUGAUUUUCAGUCCCCCAUGCUUUCAAAAUCAUUAAGGGGCAGGAAAUUCAGUUCAUUUACAUUUAUGUAAAUACAAAAUAACCUCAGUCUGUAUUUGCACCAGUUUAGUUCACAGCACUUUAGCUUGUAUCUUUAUACAAACACCUCAACCCUUAAACUUAGGGCAUCUGCCGUACUCUCUCUUUUGCCUACCCUUGUUUCCUCUACAAUUGCCCCUUCUGUAAACAUGGCUCUUGUACAUAGCAGGCUUAUAGCAUCUGGCAGUUUUGCCCUAUGGUGAACUGACUUCGAGAGCAAACUCACUCCCAUCUGAAACAGAUGUCUAAAAGACCUGUUACUGUUUGGAAAGGUUAAUGUUAUUGUACCUACUCACUCAUAGUUGCACUUUUCAGAAAGGAAAGCAACAAAAAAAUUGCCUUGAGGGUUUUGUUGAAUAAAACUUGAUUUUUAUUUUUUGGAAAAUAUCAGCUAUCUAAGAUUACUGCAGAGAGCCCUCAGUGCUUUGUUAUAAAUUCCACCUGCUUGCAUCUUUACUAGUAGGCUUAAGGUUUUUUAGGAUAAAAAAGCCCUGGUUCUGACAAAGUCCACUUUACAGGGGGUUCUGGAAUGCUGGUUAAAUAUUGCAACUGCUUUGAACCUUAGACUGAAAAAGAUGCUGGUUCUUUGUAAAUAUUUAAGCAAAAAGAAAACUUGAAUUCAGUUUCUUAUUUAUAGAAUUUUCUAGCUUGAGUACCCAACAAGACUGUUUUUGAAUGUGAGAUUAAUAAAACAGUAUUACUCCAGUUGACAGUGAAGUGACAGCCACUUAGUUUUUACCUUAACACCUAAUAAUUAUUUGAACUUGGUUCUGUAUAUUUUCUAGUUUAUUUUGUAUCAGUCUUGUCUGUGGUAGCUAAAGCAUGAUAGAUUAACCUUUUUAAAAGUAAUUAAUAUUGUAAUACGUCCAUUCAGUUUCAAUGUUCAAAGCAAAUUGAAAAGGCUUUGUUGACUCAGCUAAGUGUUCCAUGUAGCACAAGAAUAUAUGCUUGACUUUUAAAUCAAGGAAGCUAUAAAGUACAGUAUCAGUUUUAAUUAAAUCCAUGCAGUUUUCAGUGUCUCAGGCUGUUUACACUUUUUUGUAUAUGCAAAGUGAUUUGAAAAGUACCAGACUAGCAGCCUACUUAGCUACUAGAUACAGUAGCUAUUUUACAUUUUAUUAACAAUCCAAUAAAUCUCAUUAAAUUCUC
Messenger RNA from Caretta caretta (loggerhead turtle), 8619 nucleotides. It is a transcript of the gene SLC4A5, whose product is annotated as solute carrier family 4 member 5. The record is from RefSeq and is a predicted model, not a curated record. Gene Ontology annotation, biological process: transmembrane transport; bicarbonate transport; regulation of intracellular pH. NCBI's taxonomy places the organism in Eukaryota, Metazoa, Chordata, Testudines, Cheloniidae. Gene Ontology annotation, cellular component: plasma membrane. Gene Ontology annotation, molecular function: solute:inorganic anion antiporter activity; monoatomic anion transmembrane transporter activity; sodium:bicarbonate symporter activity.